Molecule: messenger RNA, 687 nt
Organism: Dovyalis caffra
Lineage: Eukaryota; Viridiplantae; Streptophyta; Magnoliopsida; Malpighiales; Salicaceae
Source: the annotation of a GenBank genome assembly
AUGAACUUGAAGGGAAGAUGUGGGCGUUCAAUUGGGUUCUCAAGGGCAGCAGCAUCCACACCAGACUGUGACUCAGUUCAUGGUGUUGUAGGCGGAGACACUUGCUCUGCUAUUGCACAGGAGUUUAGCCUGAGUACUGAAGACUUCAAUGCAAUCAACCCCAAUCUCGACUGUGACAAUCUCUUUGUGGAGAAAGCAAAGACAAGUGGUGGGUGCAAGUAUAGGUCUUUAGCUAGGAACACCAACACGUACUCUAGAUGCAACUUACCAGCUCAAACUACAACCCAUUCGAAGUGGCGAAUCGUUUUAAACAUUACGACAAUUAGCUCAAAAGUUGGGUUCUCAAGGGCAGCCGCAUCCACACCAGACUGUGACUCAGUUCAUGGUGUUGUAGGCGGAGACACUUGCUCUGCUAUUGCACAGGAGUUUAGCCUGAGUACUGAAGACUUCAAUGCAAUCAACCCCAAUCUCGACUGUGACAAUCUCUUUGUGGUUGGAUUCUCAAGGUCAGCAGCAUCCACACCAGAAUGUGACUCAGUUCAUGGUGUUGUAAGUGAAGAAACUUGCUCUGCUAUUGCACAGGAGUUUAGCCUGAGUACUGAAGACUUCAAUGCAAUCAACCCCAAUCUCGACUGUGACAAUCUCUUUGUGGGUCAAUGGCUUUGCGUUGCAGGCACAUCAAAAUAA